CAAUUUUGAAGAUGGAUUCUGAUGCAAGUUCCACGUGCAGUCGGUCUUCUUCACCCGAGCUGGCUGUGGACUCCAGCUUUUUCUCCAACAAGAUGUUUCAAGCUUACUGCGCAGACAGAGAAACAGGACAGCCCAGGUCUGAAAAAUCACCACAGAGUGCCGGAUCUGGUGGAAAGACCCGCGCACGGGCCGAUCUCUCCAAAGACGACCUGCAAGAUCUACGACUCAAAGUGAACAGCCGUGAGCGCAAACGCAUGCACGACCUCAACCAGGCCAUGGACGGGCUCCGAGAGGUGAUGCCCUACGCGCAGGGCCCAUCCGUACGCAAGCUGUCCAAAAUCUCCACUCUGCUUCUCGCCAGAAACUACAUCCUCAUGCUGUCCAGCUCUCUGGAGGAGAUGAAGAAGCUAGUAGGUGAUGUUUACGGAGCCAACAGUCAGAGUCACUCGGCUAGACGGGUUCUACCACCAGCUUCGGCUGCUCCGGCAUCCCAGUUGCCGCUGCUUUCGCUUGCCCCGUCUCUGCACUCUCUGGUGGGCAGUACUUCUCAGCACACCAGUACACCAACGGUGGCCCAUGCCCCUCAUUCUCCACCCUCGGCUGCGUAUCUGGGUUUCCCUGCUCCACCUCUUCCCACCCUGCUGAAAGACCCUCUGCAUCUCUCCAGCGGCUAUAGGCAUUUUCCCGGCAUGCCUUGCCCGUGCUCUCUCUGCCAGCCUCUCCCUGCUUCCACAGCCAGCCUGCACAGCCUCUCCAUGGGGAAGUGAUUCAGGCGAGGCCCAGGCUCCAGGCCCGGAGUAGGCCGAAGUUAAAAUACGGACUUAAGAAGAACUGAAACACAUCUGGAUGUGUUUCCAGAUGUGUUGUAUACUUUGUAAAUGUCUUGUACAGAAUUUCUUUUCUAACAAGCUGCUGCUAUUUUUAUAUCAAAGAAUGUUUUGUACUGGUAUAGCGUUUUUGAA
This is a messenger RNA of Labeo rohita (rohu), 962 nucleotides long. It is a transcript of the gene olig4, whose product is annotated as oligodendrocyte transcription factor 4. The transcript has a single exon. Gene Ontology annotation, molecular function: protein dimerization activity. The coding region runs from base 12 to 767 and encodes 251 amino acids. NCBI's taxonomy places the organism in Eukaryota, Metazoa, Chordata, Actinopteri, Cypriniformes, Cyprinidae. The record is from RefSeq and is a predicted model, not a curated record.